AUGCCGUAUCAACACAUUCCCGAGGGCACCUGGAUCCCUAACGACGCGCUUCACCAGGCGUUCAUCUGCGAGCUUCGCCCUUUCGAUCCCUCUGCUUUCCCCGUACAGCCCAUUCCUAGGUCCGUCUGUGUCGAUGCGAUCCCGCCUCUUCACCCGGCCAUCUCCCCGCCAGCUGACAGCAAGGAGUUCCUGCUGCGCACAUAUCACAAGUUCGAUGAGACUCGUCGGAAGGACCUCAACGCCAUCGUCAGGCUCCUGGACGUCGCCAGGCGCUUGGGCGUCGUGAAAAAGGCAUGGUUUCGACCCGACCCCUCUACCGGUACAGUCUACCUCACUGUCCACUACGAGGUCGUGGAAGGCUUCAUGCACCCGGUGCUACGGGAGGUGGAGAGGCUCGGCGGGUUCUUGGGCAGCAGACUUCCAAGAAGCUGGCUCCACUCGUCCUACUGCGAGACCCAAGACGGUGGUAGACACAAGGUCUUUUUUGACCCUGAAGAGGAUGAGGAGGGCCGAUGGGUGAGGGUGCAGCCAGAAUGA
Molecule: messenger RNA, 537 nt
Organism: Kalmanozyma brasiliensis GHG001
Lineage: Eukaryota; Fungi; Basidiomycota; Ustilaginomycetes; Ustilaginales
Exons: 1
Coding region: 1-537 (178 amino acids)
Source: RefSeq, a predicted model, not a curated record